Trichosurus vulpecula (common brushtail) is the source of this 1883-nucleotide messenger RNA. RefSeq names its product hes related family bHLH transcription factor with YRPW motif like (gene HEYL). The coding region runs from base 44 to 1015 and encodes 323 amino acids. Gene Ontology annotation, cellular component: nucleus. Gene Ontology annotation, molecular function: DNA-binding transcription factor activity, RNA polymerase II-specific; protein dimerization activity; RNA polymerase II cis-regulatory region sequence-specific DNA binding. The record is from RefSeq and is a predicted model, not a curated record. Lineage: Eukaryota; Metazoa; Chordata; Mammalia; Diprotodontia; Phalangeridae. Gene Ontology annotation, biological process: regulation of transcription by RNA polymerase II; circulatory system development; Notch signaling pathway. The transcript has 5 exons.
CACACACACACUUCCUCAGGUGUCAGAUUUGUGGCUGCUGGCCAUGAAGAGGUUGGGUGAAGACAGCCCAUCAGACACUGAGUCUGAUGGGACCAUAGACGUGGGCAAAGAGGAAUACAGCCAGAUCGCCGAGGCUCACUCCCCCACCACCACGUCACAGAUGCAAGCCAGGAAGAAAAGGAGAGGGAUCAUUGAGAAAAGGCGGCGGGAUCGCAUCAACAGCAGCUUGUCUGAGCUUCGUCGUCUGGUCCCUACGGCCUUUGAGAAGCAGGGCUCCUCCAAGCUGGAGAAAGCAGAAAUCCUACAGAUGACAGUGGACCAUCUGAAAAUGCUCCGUGCCACCGGAGGGUCUGGACUCUUCGAUGCCCGUGCCUUGGCAGUGGACUAUAGAAGCAUUGGCUUUCGAGAGUGCCUCACUGAGGUUGGAAGAUAUCUGGGGAUCCUGGAGGGCCAGAGCAGCACGGAGCCCAUCCGGCUCCGCCUCCUCUCUCAUCUGCACAACUAUAUUGCUGAGAUGGUGCCCUCACCAGGGGCUGCCACCUUCCUGCCUUGCCCAGCUUGGCCCUGGGCGUUCCCCCAUGGCUCCUCAGCAGCCUCGAGCCAGCUCCCAGUCCCCCAGCAAGGGCCCAGCCCAGGUCUAGCACUCGUGACUGCCUCCUCUCUGGCAUACUCCAUCCCUAUGCUCCGAACCGCUCCUCUCCACCGAAUUUCUGGUGCCAUCCUGCCGGCCCGGAAGAGCUUUCUGAGCCAUCGGGUGCCAGCAUCCCCACAUAGGGCUCGCCCUGCAGGAAGGCCAGCUAGCCCAGCCUCUAUCCCUGUAGGUGGUACAGCGUCCAGAAACAGCCACAUUGCUGCAGUCUUGCUCUCCUCAUCCUGCUCCCCCUCCACCGGAGUCCCAAUCCCUCCUGCCUACACAUCACCCCCUGCUCUGAGCCCAUCUGCUCAGGGGCCAACGGGCAGGGUUGGCACUGCCAGACUCUGCCGCUCCUGGACUACCGAAGUCGGGGCUUUCUGAGGUGAUUUCCCUGCCAGAUGUCAGAGAACACACACAGCGUCCUGGGGACCAUGACCCCAGCCAACCUGACUCUUCCCAUUUGUGUCCCGGGUGGCAUCAUGAUCUAAAGGGCUCGCCACCAUCCCAGGUUCUCCCUUCUUACAGUUUCCCAUCUUCAUGUUAUCCUUCCUGCUCCCAGGCUUCAUCUAUCUCCCCUUCUCCAUUUCAGUUUUAUUAAUGAUUGUGAAACUGGCUGCCUGGUGCAUCAGAAUGAGCCUUGGAUGCAAAGCCAGAGAACCCAGCUUCGUCUCUUGGCUGAAUAACCCUGGGACAAUUCCUUCUCCCUGGGCCUUAGAUGUAGUCUCUUCAGAAUGGGGGAGUGGGACUAGAUGCUCUCCCCAUUCUUUUCAGCUCCAGAGCUUAUCAUGCUGUGUCUUGACAUCUGUGGGGGCUCCCUGUAUGUGGAUGGAUGGAUUUCACCGUGUCAUUGACAAGUAAACACAAACCUUACCAGUAUCCCCUAGGUGUAGGGAAUUGUGUGACCCCCUUUCAAAGGCCUGUGGUGCUAAUACAUGACAAUAGCCCGGCUGCCAUGAACCGCUGGACAGGAAAAUGAAGUCCGUUGAACUUUAUCAAAGAGCCUUCCUUGAGACCUUGAUCAGAACCCUGAUCAGAGACCUCCAGGGCUUUAUCCCUUGGCUUCAGUACCUGUUCCUCUUCCACGGAUGCCCCUUCUUGAAUACUGAUUCUCCCCAACUUCCUCUUCAGAGAAAUUCCCUAGAGUGACAUAGUUCCCAGGAAGGCUGCCCCAUCUAGCUGGCAAGGCCCAUAAAGUGCGGGACUUGGAGCCAGGAAGACCUAAAUUCAAACCCUACUUUCUAGCUGUGAC